Molecule: messenger RNA, 420 nt
Organism: Exophiala xenobiotica
Lineage: Eukaryota; Fungi; Ascomycota; Eurotiomycetes; Chaetothyriales; Herpotrichiellaceae
Exons: 1
Coding region: 1-420 (139 amino acids)
Source: RefSeq, a predicted model, not a curated record
AUGUCGUCGACCAAAUCCUCCUUGCCUACACCGGAAAACGCUGCUUCUGGCGACGGUGUGGCCCAUUCGAACCCUGACGUGCAAUUCACGCUCAAACCAACCAAGACAUCGACCGACAAACCCCCUGUCCUUCGUCCAACCAUAAUCAAACAAGAUGAGCCACCAGACGGCUACAAAGGAGACGUGGAAGCUGGCGUUUGCUUUUGCUGCUGUUUGCGCUGCAACAAGAUUUGGGCUGUGGUUUGGAAAGACAAACCAAGGGUUUCUGGCGCGUCCCUGUCUCCCCAAGACUACAAAAAGGUCGCAAAGAAGGAGGUCUGCGACGACUGCAUGGAAGGGGCUGUGGAGGAGGUGCACAUGGCCUACGAGGGCUAUGUGAGGGUCGAGUGCGAGGAGAGUGAGGAGUGGGAGUUGUUGUGA